AUGAUUUUACGGCAUCUUCAAUCGGCGGUCGCCCAUCGACCUGCCCGGCGAAGGAACGCCAACGCGGUCUGCAACUACGCCGUCGCCGAAGGCGAACCCGACGUCGCACAGCUGGGACAUUACAAAAUAAUUGGUUGGGUCUCUUUGCAACAAUUCAUCGCCACGUUUGCCCGCCCAGAGCACAUCGGCCCAGGCGCGCCACCCGCCGCCGCGUGUCUCGCCGGCCCUGUGAGCGCCGCGGGGGAUGGCAAUGAUGCCCCACCGCGCGGGGCGACAGGCUAUACGAGGGCCCCCUCUGCCGCGCCCUCGUCGUCGGGGGCCGGGGCUCCUUUUCGCAAUCCGUUCGGCGGGGACGGGUGUGCUCUACGACGGCGCCCGGCGCGUGGGCCAGCGACUUAG
Molecule: messenger RNA, 399 nt
Organism: Trypanosoma conorhini
Lineage: Eukaryota; Euglenozoa; Kinetoplastea; Trypanosomatida; Trypanosomatidae
Exons: 1
Coding region: 1-399 (132 amino acids)
Source: RefSeq, a predicted model, not a curated record